Messenger RNA from Amoebophrya sp. A120, 3442 nucleotides. NCBI's taxonomy places the organism in Eukaryota, Dinophyceae, Syndiniales, Amoebophryaceae. The record is from the annotation of a GenBank genome assembly.
GGGUACUAUCUAUCAUGGCUUCACAAGCUUAGAAGGGUGUUGCUAACAAGCACAUUCUCAUACGAGGACGGUGGGGUUAGUCUAUAUAUUGCGACAAGUACUCAGUGCGCCACAGGCAUCCGGCAUCGUAACCGCUUACCUGUUUAGAAGUAAAAACGCUUUUUUUUCUCUACGGUUUCUGCAGAUCACGAGGAGUCAUUUUGAUUUUGGCUUGAUACCGUAUCAUUUUUUUCUGCUCCUCACUGUUCGACGAGUGCUCCAAGAAAUAUGGGGAACGACACAUCGAAAAGCAAGAAGUCUGCAGGCGUACAGGAUGGUCCUGCGACUGUCUGGUGGCGGGAGUUGCCCGCGAAGAAAAGGGGGCGCGCGAGCAGGAGCGUGAUCGACGAUGAAAGUUCGCGGAGUCACUUCGCAGUCGUGUACGACGAAACUGAUGCUGCACUAUUGGCAGAUCGGGUACAGUUCGUCUACGACGCCAUUUUGUGGGAGCCAAGCGUGCGCAAAAUGGUGUUCGCCAGCAACAAAUCUUCCAUCGAGGAAACGUUGCGGGCACUUGCGCAGACCAGGACGCGCAAGGAAGAGGACUGGAUGCGCGACUGGUUGGACCCGAGGGAUCUCAACGACGCUCCCGGGGACGGUGCGACGGGUCAGGCGGCAAGCAGCAAACGGGCGCCGAGUGGUCCGUUGAAGCUUGGCAACAAGAUUACGUUCCAGGACAUGGCGGGCACCUCUCACGACAUCGAAAAUUUUCUGCUCCCGACACAGCUUGGCGAGCUGAAGACCCAGAGGGAGGCUCGGUACAAACAGAUCAAAGUGGAACAAAAAUGGGCGCAGUUCGCGGAGGUGUUAUACUCGCAAUAUCUGGACGGCCAGCGGCUGCGCGCACGGUGGUGCGGAAAGAACCUGCUGCGGAAGAAGCCCCAGUUUUUAAAGGUGAGCGAGCUUUUGGAUCUCCUAUACGAGCGUGCGGGAUUGGAACCGCGCUACGCCAUGAUCAUGGGACUCCCGGAGGCGCAAGCUCGGUUGGAACAGUGCCCGGAAUACAUCCUCGAGAAGGAGAACGGCGGUAUUGCAGACAAGGAAAGCGAUUUGGAGAGUCACGAGGAGGACAGCAAGGCUUCUGCGGGUUCGGACGAUACUUUUUCGGAGGAGAGCAGCGCGCGUCCUUAUAUUGAGGAGAUCGAGUCCUCUGCGGAAGAAGGGCAUAAGCCGGUUCUUGAAAAGGGCGAGCUCGAGCUCAGCGCUGCAGAGAAGGACAUCAAGAAGAAGACCGAAGCAGUAGAUGCGAAGGAAGUAACUUCGCCGCCAAAGGAACCGAAGUCCUUGAGCGAGGAAGUCCGGUUGCACGCGUCGAGGUACGUUUUGAUGAAUACAGACGACCGAUUCAAUUCCUGCCGUCUGGUGCUUCGCGGUAAGUCAGGACCGUUUGAAGUGUUUCUGCGCAAGCAGAUUGAGUUGAAACAGGCAAACCCCCGGUUUGUGCGCUUCAAGGCCGACACCGGCGCAAUUGCAAGCAAGCGUCUCGCGGGUCCUCUAGCGGAACUCAGCGUGGAGGUUGACUGGGACCCGGAGACCACGGUCAGUGGUGUCUCGGGAAGCAGUGUGGUACGUAUCGAACUCGUCAGGUUUUUCACCUCUACAAGUUCAGAGCUGCAAGACCGGAAAGAGCCCGAAGUUGCACCGGUCAUCAAUGGCGACGACGCGGGGGCGGUCGCAACAGCAUCAUCUUCCGCGGGCGGAGUCGCGAAUGGGGGUGCUGUGAACACCACUCGCUUCUCAGAAACGGCAAAAGCCCCACUAAAAGCAGCACCCGCGGUGUCCACGUCGCCCACGUCGAGUAAACAGGGUCUUCUGCGCAAGCAGUCCUCGAUCUUGGAUGUGGUAGAAAUGGAAUACAAGGUGGUGUCCGCCGCGACUAUCGUUUGGCCAGACACUAGUGCGGAGUUCCAACAUGACAGAAGUGAACUGGUGGACCUGGCUCGUCCGGGGGACCGCUUCGUUUUUUCGUGCAAGCAAGGUGGUAUCGCGCCCGUACGUCCUCUGAAGAUUCGAACCGUCCGCGCAGGCGUGAGUUACAUGCUCACGGAAACCGGAGAGUCGAACCUCGCGACGGUUUUGGCAACGACGGUGAGCAGUAGCGGGGGCAUGGGAGGAGCUAAAAUUGUUCCACCGGGUACUUCAUCCACCUCGGCUGGCGACGACAAAAAUGGCAUAGAUACGCCGCCGCGGCGCAAGUGUGCGCGGCCAGGCUGCGGGUAUUGCGUGAACCAGAACCCGUACUUUCGGACCCUGAAAACGGCCGAAGGAAGGAGCUAUUUCGAAACGACGACGCCCUCCGGCGCCGCUGCGGAAGCCGAGGAUGAUGAUCCGGGACUCGACCGCUGGAACUACUGCUGCGCCGGCUGCUUCAACGGCGUUGCCCACGACGCCAUGUGCCAGCGGCAGUCGGCGGACGGGAUUUCCAUCGCACAAAGUACAACCGACGAACAGCGACUCGUGGAGCUCGCGCGCCAACGUGUGAAGGAGGCCAAAUUGUGGCCGGAAAGUGACACGUUCACGGAGAAGUUCAAGCGUCUGCUUCGAAAGGACCCGGAGGAGGCGACGAAAGUGUUGGUGAAAGACCUUUGCGAGAGCCAGAUGCUGCGGGAAAAGACCCAGCGGGUCCAGCAGCGGACCGUGGAUUUGCUGCUCGACGACGGAACGUACCUGGAAGACCUCCGGAAGGCGAAGAAAGACUGGUCCGACUCCAAGGCGCGGGCGACCACGGCCAGUGCGGGGUCGCAGGGUGAGGUGGAAAGCAAAAAGGAAAAGUGGAUGCCCAUGGCCGCUCGGUUUGGGAUCACCGAAGACUCGCCGGACUCGCCCACUCCGGAAGACACCAGCGACACAAGCGAGGCCGUGGAAAGUGAUAGUGAUACGAGUGGCGAUGACUCCGACGACAGCGGCAACGAUGGUGCGGGGGGCGGCGCGGUAGCAGCCGGGCUGAAUUUAGGACCCUUUGGCCAGAUGAACAUGAAAAUGAAUGUGAAAGGACCCGGGGGUGGCCGUCAACAGGGCGGGGAUGAUUGUGCACAGCAAUGAAUUGAAUAGGCGGCCAGGCAAAGGAACAUGGCUGUUUUUCCAUACUCUCACGUUGAUCUGGAUUGUGCUCGUGUAUUGAAAUAGGUGUCGCAGUUGCGCGCAUUCAUUCUCUUUUUCUCUUUUAAUUUUCUUUUUUUUUUUAGAUGUGUAUAGUGCUUUUUGUUGUGAGUGUAGUGUCUUUCCUCAUGCAACGUUUCAAGAUUCGCCCUGCCUGGAGCCACCUUUUGCGAGUGCUAACCUGUUUUGUUUCCCGAACAGGAGUUGUAGGUGACAAACUGUUUUCAGACGCACAUGCCUGUUGCGCGCUGCUCGCCCUGAUUUCGUACAUACUCGAGAAAUCGUCGACGAAGGAUCAGAAAAA